Messenger RNA from Bombyx mandarina (wild silkworm), 2277 nucleotides. RefSeq names its product DNA mismatch repair ATPase Mlh1 (gene Mlh1). The record is from RefSeq and is a predicted model, not a curated record. Lineage: Eukaryota; Metazoa; Arthropoda; Insecta; Lepidoptera; Bombycidae.
CAGCUGUUGCAUGCAUGACAAUCACCACUGAAGACUGAAGAUCGACGACCCAAAAGGAAAGUUUAGCCUAAAUUUAAUGAAUUUCAACCUUAUAAAUGAAUGAGCCAGGAAUAAUUCGAAAACUGAGUGAAGAAGUUGUGAACCGUAUUGCUGCUGGUGAAAUAGUGCAAAGACCAGCUAAUGCAUUAAAAGAACUUAUAGAAAACAGCUUGGAUGCCAAAUCAACUAACAUCAUUAUUACAGUGAAGUCUGGUGGUUUGAAGUUCUUACAGAUACAGGACAAUGGGACAGGUAUAAGAAAUGAAGACUUAGGUAUAGUAUGCGAGAGAUUCACAACAUCUAAACUCAGAAAAUAUGAGGACUUACAAGAAAUCAGUACCUACGGAUUUCGUGGAGAGGCUCUCGCGAGUAUCAGUCAUAUUGCACACCUUACAAUAUUGACAAAAACUGCACAAGACAAAUGUGCUUACAAAGCCUCAUAUGAAAAUGGAAAACUGAAAGGCCCCAUAAAAGCUUGUGCUGGCAACAACGGCACUCAGAUAACCGUUGAAGAUUUAUUUUAUAAUGUUGUGGCACGUAAAGGGGCAUUGCGUAGUCCUACAGAAGAAUACACGCGUUUAAUGGAAGUGGUCGGAGGAUAUGCUAUACAUAAUAGUCAAGUUGGAUUUACUUUGAAAAAAUUCAGUGAGAAUACUGACUUGAAAACAGCGAUGAAAUCAUCUGUCAUAGAAAAUGUUAGAAUUAUUUAUGGUAACACAAUAGCAAGAGAGCUGAUAGAGGUUGAAAUUUUGGAUGCAAACUUGAAGCUGUCGAUACAUGGAUACAUUACAAACGUUAAUUAUUCCAAUAAGAAAGGGAUACUGCUCCUGUUCAUCAAUCAUAGGCUUGUGGAUUCACAGGCAAUAAGAAAAGCCGUGGAUUCUGUUUAUUCAACAUAUUUACCAAAAAACUCACACGCAUUUGUAUACUUGAGCAUUGAAUUAGAUCCGAAAAACGUGGACGUCAACGUUCAUCCAACGAAACACGAAGUUCAGUUUCUUUACGAGGAGCAAAUCGUCGAGAAGAUCAAGACGUGCAUCGAAACGAAACUCUUGGGCUGUAGCUCCACGCGCGUGCUGUACACGCAGGCCCGCCUCCCCGGCGCCGCCCAGCCCAGGGACGUCGCGGACCAGCCCACGGACGCGGCAAAAACUUCCGCCGCACACAUGGUACGCGUCAACCCUAACGUCCAGAAGAUCGACAAGUUCUUUGAACUUGAACCAAAUAAAACGAAUCAACUCACUAGAGAUAAUGCGAGUGCAGUAGUAAAUGAUGUAGAUCAACAACAGAAAAUACCUAGUGAACAAGACUUGAACAAUUCUAUAGUAAAAGAGCCAGCAGAAGAUAAUAAAGUACAAGAGAAAUGGAAACAGUAUACUGAGGUGGGCCAAGCCAAUAUUACGUACGUAGACCCUAAAGAUUCCUUCAAGACUAGAACGUUUCAAUACCAGAGGAUAGAAACGAAACUGACGAGCGUAAAACAGCUCAGAUUAGAAGUGGAGAACAAUUGUAACUCAAAUCUAAGGGAAAUCUUGGCUAAUUUAAUAUUCAUAGCCUGUAUAGAUUGUCACAAGUCAUUAAUACAGCACUCUACGAAACUGUAUCUUUGUGAUACGACAAGAUUGACGGAGGAAUUGUUUUACGAGACAUUACUAUACGAUUUUCAAAACUUCGGUUUCAUCAAACUGUCGAAUCCAUUGCCAUUGGAAGAAUUAUUUGUUCUUGGUCUGAACGGGAGCACUCAAAACUCCGAACAGGAUUCUGAGCUCGGAGAUACAGGAGAAAUGGCUCAACAUAUGACCCAAUUAUUAUUGAGCAAACGCGCAAUGCUCUACGAAUAUUUUUCUCUGGAAAUAAAUGGAAAUGGAGAAUUAUUGGCCCUACCGUUACUUUUGGAUGGUCACGUUCCGUUCGUGGGUGCUUUACCGACGUAUUUAGUCCGUCUCGUUACCGAAGUCAAUUGGGAUUCUGAAAAGGAGUGCUUUGAGACUUUCUGCAGACAGACGGCCAAGUUUUAUGCCCAACCUAAUCCGGAUCCUAAUGCCGAGAGCGUGUCGUCGGAGCACAGGAGACAAGAGCACGUGAUAUUCCCGGCCAUAAGAAAAUAUUUCCUACCGCCAAGUAGUUUUGUAAGUAAUGGAGCUAUACUGCAAAUAGCUAGUUUAAAUGAUUUGUAUAAGGUUUUUGAACGUUGUUGAUGUAUUAUGUCGAAUGAAGAAUGCGUUUGUGUUUUUGUUG